Messenger RNA from Aspergillus pseudonomiae, 1705 nucleotides. RefSeq lists its product as uncharacterized. The record is from RefSeq and is a predicted model, not a curated record. Lineage: Eukaryota; Fungi; Ascomycota; Eurotiomycetes; Eurotiales; Aspergillaceae. The coding region runs from base 387 to 1610 and encodes 407 amino acids. The transcript has 6 exons.
GCUUACCCUCGUCCGUUUUUCUCCAUUUGUUGACCCUAGGACGUUUAAAUAGUCGCCUUUGCUCUGAUUUCUGGGGAUGGCUUCAUUGGUUUCCGUAUAAUUUGCAUUAUUUUUGUCAACAGGGUUCAGUUGUUGGACUUCGAUAUUACCGCCGUGGUUGUCGAAAGGAUUCAGUCUGCGCUUGUAUCUUCUAUACUGUAGGUCCAGUGAUCAUCCCCCUCACCAUUCCCUCCCUCACUUUCCCCUUCUCCCACUAUAUGAUCAGCCUUAUAUGUAUGUGGUCUCAAGACUUUUACUGUUGACUCCCCCUCGAGCAUUGUACUUUGUCUAAAUUCAAUACCAUUCCCAUUCUCUGUCUUGCUAAAUCAGUGUACUAUACCACUCAAAUGUCCUCCAUAACACUGGAAACACAUCACUUGCCUAACUUUUCUUAUCAUAAUCGCAGACACCUGGCUGGCUCUCCACUGCGGACUCUGAGUUUCUCUUCAGAAUCAUCCGCUUCUUCUUUCGGACUUCGUCCGUCGACUUGGAUUGAGCCUUUACCGCUGCGGAAUACUAAUCCGCCGAGUACCUCGGGCUCGUAUUGGGGUCUACAGAGUCCAGCUGCACUCCCCGACUUCGGGAUUUCUCAAGGACAAGAUCCAGCAACCAGACCUAGUAGCAGCUCAAGUUCCUCACCAUCAUUUGAAUCCACCCCGGUCGUUUUUGGUACUCCGCUUGGUUGUGAAUCAGACUGUUUAAGGCCAGAGUACGAUAAUCAACCGCGCUCUGGUCUAUCCAAGCAGAUCCAAGAGGAGUGCCCGAUAGAAAACUCACUGUCACCGUGCUUUGAGGUCCCUAUCCAAGCACAGCUGAAGGCCGACUUGAUGGCAAUUAUGGCAGAUAAUAACACACACAGUUAUGGCUGGCAAAGCCGGCCAUCACAUCCUCUUCAUCCUUCCUCGAUGGCUAUGGACCAACAACCGUUUCCCCAACCACAGACUCUCCCACCAUCGACUGGAUACCACGUCGGAUAUCAUACUCCGCAGACCACAACGCAAGGCUUUUAUCAGCCGGGAAUUCCGGCACCUCAAUAUCUUUGCUCGCCACAUCCAGGUCUGCUUCAAAGCCGACAGCAUCCCCGAAGUUCUUCCAUUCCAUAUGCCUUCCCUAGCAGCCACAUUGCAGGCAGCCCACCAACAAUAGCGGAACAGUCGUUCACUUCAUCGCCUCCCUCAUACUUAGUUAACCAUCAAGAGUAUUAUUAUUCUCAGGCUCCUUCGCUAUCGUCAAAUCCAAGCUCUUUAGCAGUGAGCCCUCAGUCACAACAUAUAAUGACACCAGGAACAGUAUACUCGUCUCCCGAUACAGCACCGGCAGGCUCAGACGCAGAUCAGCAAGUCCGCGUCAUUAGCUUCCGACCGAAACCGCAGUGCUGGGACCACGGAUGCAACGGCCGUGAAUUUUCAACUUUUAGCAACCUACUCCGUCAUCAAAGGGAGAAGUCAGGCGUGGUUGCCAAGGCAGAAUGCCCCAGCUGUGGUGCCGUAUUUACGCGAACAACUGCUCGAAACAUUCAUGUCUCUCAAGGGAAAUGUAAAGGUGGAGGGAGGGAAACAUCAAGCGAGUGAUGACUGCGCCCGUGAGGGAGUGAAUUCUCCAUCGAAUCCCAACGACCUACUUCUACAACAAUACUGUUCAACUCGGAGCACCACGUUGCCUUUUC